CUCUAUACAAAUUUAAUGUAUAUGAAUCACAUGCUUUAUCACUCCUCAAAAUAAUGCAACCUCCACUUUCACAAUCUUGCACUCACUUUCUGUCUCUCUCUGCCACUUAUCACCUUCCUCGUAUUCAUUCUCUCUCCACACAGUAACUCAUGCACUCAUUUGUAUAUCCUGUCUCUAUAAUUCAUCACAGGCACAUACAUACAGUCAUCUUAUAUUUAUAGGUGCCAUUGUCAGUGAUAGAAUUUUCUGGUAUGACGAUGCUUCAAAUUCUAGCAGCAGGCGUCUCUAGAAUAUUCUUCAGUAUGUCGGCAGUUAUGUAAAGAUGAAGUGCUCCAGAUUUUUCAGCAUAAUAUGAACCCAGAAAAUUCUAGACAAUUCAAAGUCGGUGGUGACUUCUUCAAUAAAGAGGGGCGAAACUUGUUUUCUUAAUUACGUCUCCAAAAUGCUAUUUAGUGUGCACAUAAGAUUUAUUUUUCAUCCAAGAUAUGAAUGUGCACAUUGUCAUAAAUGUUGGCGAUGGGACUUUUUAGAUGAGGUGGUUUAACAAAAGUAGCAUGAAAGUUAGCACAGGGAUUACCUAGUAUAGAAAGCUCCUACUGCUAUUGGGAUUGAGAAGAACGUAUCUUGCUAUGGGGAGAUUGUUUUUCACAGCUCAAAUGUUGAGACCUUUCUCAAGAAAUAGACAUGAAUGCUCGUGUGCAUGUAAUAUGAUGUUUGUUUUUGACAUUAAACCCGAGUAAUGCAUAUUUCUAUUGUUUCUGUAGCAUGUGCUUCCGUCGUUUUACUUAAGUUGCAGUGAUAUGUUGAGCAAAUGGGAGAAGAUUGUAUCAUCUGAAGGAUCAAGUGAAUUAGAUGUGUUGCCUUAUCUUCAAAUGUUGACAAGCGAUGCAAUUUCUCGUACUGCAUUUGGCAGUAGCUACGAAGAAGGAAGAAAGAUAUUUGAACUUCAAAAAGAACAAGGGCAGCUUGUCAUGCUAGCAAGAAAUUCAGUUUACAUCCCAGGAUGGAGGUUUUUGCCCACAAAAAUAAAUAGAAGGAUGAAGGAAAUUACAAAGGAAGUGGAAUCAUCUGUACUGAGUAUAAUUAAAAAAAGAAUAAAGGCAAUGGAGACAGGGGAAGCUCGUUCUGAUGACUUAUUGGGCAUAUUGUUAGAAUCCAAUUUAAAGGAAAUCCAACGAUAUGGGAGCAAGUUCGGAAUGAAUUUAAGGGAGGUUAUUGAAGAGUGCAAGCUUUUCUACUUUGCUGGGCAAGAGACAACAGCAUCCUUGCUUGUCUGGACACUGAUUUUAUUGAGUAAGCACUUGGAUUGGCAAACCCGUGCACGGGAGGAGGUCUUGCAAGUUUUUGGAAGUGGAAAACCUGAUUUUGAUGAGUUAAAUCGCCUUAAAAUCGUAACGAUGAUUUUUCACGAGGUUCUGAGACUAUACCCACCUGCAAUCUUGCUCAGAAGAAUGAUUCACAAGGAAACCCCAAUAGGAAAGAUGCUUCUACCGGCAGGAGUGCAGCUCUUAAUGCCAGCACUUCUAUUGCACCACGACUGUAAAAUAUGGGGUGAUGAUGCAAAUGAAUUCAACCCGGAAAGGUUCAGUGAAGGAGUUUCAAAGGCGACAAAUGGCCAGCUCUCAUAUUUUCCAUUUGGUUGGGGACCUCGUAUAUGCAUUGGACAGAGCUUUGCUAUGUUGGAAGCAAAGAUUGCUCUAGCUAUGGUCUUACAAGAUUAUUCUUUCGAGCUUUCACCAUCUUAUGCUCAUGCUCCUUAUACGGUCAUUACACUUCAACCUCAAUAUGGCGCACUGUUAAUUCUGCGUAAACUAUGAUUACCGAAAAAGUACAUUUCUUGCAUGUUUUAAUAUAAGGUACAUAGAAACAAAAUUGCAGUGUUCAAUGGUGUGUUUGUUAAUGUAUUGUAUCAUUUUAAUACGAUAUAUUGUUCGAUAUCAACUUCGGAUUUAUCGUCUA
Molecule: messenger RNA, 1959 nt
Organism: Olea europaea var. sylvestris
Lineage: Eukaryota; Viridiplantae; Streptophyta; Magnoliopsida; Lamiales; Oleaceae
Product: cytochrome P450 CYP72A219-like
Exons: 3
Coding region: 801-1817 (338 amino acids)
Molecular function (GO): iron ion binding; oxidoreductase activity, acting on paired donors, with incorporation or reduction of molecular oxygen; heme binding
Source: RefSeq, a predicted model, not a curated record